Molecule: messenger RNA, 430 nt
Organism: Cladocopium goreaui
Lineage: Eukaryota; Dinophyceae; Suessiales; Symbiodiniaceae
Source: the annotation of a GenBank genome assembly
AGAGCUAUAGUGCUCAAUUCAAUCCCACGCGAUGCUUCGCGUUGUAGCCUUGCAGUAGUGUCACUAAGCUAGAAACGGUGGCUAAGGGCGCUGGUUUGCAGGCAUGUCCGGUGAGGCGGAGCGUGACGUUCCGAAGCAAUCGCAGGCGUAUCCAAACCGUGAAGGGCUGGCAGCCGAAAAGAUCGCCAUGGAGGAACGACCUGCUCCGUGCAUGCAUGACCUUCCUUUGCGCCAAUACCUGGACACGUAUGUGGUACCCUCUUUGUUGCCUGGCAUGAACGCCGUUGCAGAGGCACGCCCGGAAAAUCCGGUGGAGUGGCUGGCCUACUACUUGCUGAAGAACAACACCAGCGGCAAAAAAACGGAGGAAAAGAAGGCGGAAGAUCCGGCGCCUGAGUCAUGACUGUCUCCACCGACGACAGAAAAAGGU